Molecule: messenger RNA, 583 nt
Organism: Penaeus indicus
Lineage: Eukaryota; Metazoa; Arthropoda; Malacostraca; Decapoda; Penaeidae
Product: magnesium-dependent phosphatase 1-like
Exons: 4
Coding region: 1-531 (176 amino acids)
Molecular function (GO): acid phosphatase activity
Source: RefSeq, a predicted model, not a curated record
AUGUCUGAAAGUCGGAACAAGAAAAAGAUUAAGAUCAUGUUCAUCGAUCAAGUUCAAUUCGAACAUACUUAUUAUACUCUCUGGCCCUUCUGGGUAGACACACAUGUGACACCUCCCUUCAAAAAGGACAAAAACGGGAAGGUUGUUGAUCGCUGGAAUAAGAAGGUUAAGCCUUAUAAAGAGGCAUCUGAGAUUUUACAGGAGCUUCAUGCAGAAGGCUAUGUCAUAGCCGUUGCGUCAAGGACUGGAGAAAUAAAUGGAGCUAAUCAGCUUCUGAACCUAUAUGACUGGGAUAAAUACAUUACCUAUAAGGAGAUAUACCCUGGCAGCAAGAUUAAUCAUUUUGAAAGAAUUAAAGCAAAAUCAAGAAUAGAGUUCAGCGAUAUGCUCUUCUUUGAUGAUGAAGCCAGGAACAAAAGGGAUUUGGAUACCCUUGGUGUGCUUAUGAUCUUGAUUGAGGAUGGUGUCACCAGGAAUGUGAUCAGAGAAGGACUAGAGGAGUUUGCCCGACUGAGGCAGGACCCAGUCUGAAUCAGCUAAUCACAGCAGCAAUAUCUGAUGCAGUGAUUAUACUAAAUAUGCA